AUGUCCAAAGUUCUCGCAGAUCAGGUCGUCGCGGUGAGCGGUACCUUUCCAAACUACAAACACGGAGACUUAAAGGACCUCGUUGAGCAGCUCGGCGGAACAUUCAGCACCAAAGUGAGCGAUGCGUGCACACAUCUCGUUACUACUACGGAUGCACACCCGACGGACAAGCAGGCUAUUGCCCUAGGAGGCGAUAUCCAGAUCGUGACGCUGGAUUGGCUGCAAGACUCGCAUAGCAACAAGAAGCGCGCAGACGAGAGCUCUUACAGCAUUGCAUCAUCCCUCACUGGCAAGGCUCCGGCGCCUAAUGCUGCUGCUCCUCGGAGGUCCGGCCGAGCAACCCAGUCCCAAUCCCAGUCCCAGGCUCAGUCGCAACCUCAGUCGCAGCCUCAGUCACAGCCUGCAAAGGCCAAUUCGAGGAGUAAGCGGCCGCUCAAGGGCAAGAAAGACGACGAUGAUGCCGACGAUGCCGACGAUGCGGCUGACGAACCGCCGGCGAAGAAGAAGAAGGCCGCAGUAGCUGAUACCAAGACCAAGGCCAAUGCUAAGGCCAAAGGUAGCAAAGCUGUCAAGAAAGAUGACAAAGUUAAGGACGAAGAGGACGCCGAGGAGGAAGAGGAUGAAAAGGAUGACUCUGCAGCUUUGGUUGUUCCAGUUGAUGACUAUGUUCCACAGAAAGAUAAAUAUAAAGUGUGGCAGGAUCAGGGCGUCAUCUUCGAUGCGGCGCUGAACCGGACCGAUUCCGGUGCCAACAACAACAAAUUUUAUAUCAUCCAGUUACUUGAAGGGCCAACCCCUGGAAAGUUCGUCGCCUGGACUCGAUGGGGUAGAGUUGGAGAAAACGGCCAAAUGGGUCCCUCAAGCCCCCUUGACUUUAAACAGGCGAUGAGCAAUUUCGAGAAAAAGUUCAAGGAUAAGAGUGGCCUGAGCUGGGAAAAAAGGAAUGACUCUCCCAAAUCUAACAAAUAUACCUACGUGGAACGGAAUUACGAGGAAGAUGACCCCGAUAAGAAGCCAAAGAAAGAGAAGAAGGCUAAGAGUGACGAACCAAAGAAGGAGGUCAAGAAGGCAGACAGUACUUUGCACGAGGCCGUGCAGAGCCUCGUCGCAUUGAUCUUCAACCAGAGUUUCUUCAAUGCCACCAUGGUCGAGAUGGCCUAUGAUGCGAAUAAGCUACCUUUGGGGAAACUAAGCAAGCGGACGCUUCUGCGAGGUUUCGAGGUCCUAAAGCAGUUAGAUGUCAUCAUCAACGACGCUACCAAGCUUUCUGGUGCCCACAGAGAAGUUGAACAGCUGAGCAACCAGUAUUUCAGCAUUAUUCCUCACGCUUUCGGCAGGCAGCGACCACCCGUGCUCAGAGCGCCACAAUUGAUCAAGAGAGAGGUCGAGUUGCUUGAAGCUCUGUCUGACAUGGAGAUUAGUAGCAAGAUCAUGAGUGCUUCUGAGGAGGAGGAAGAUACCGAUCCUAUUCAUCAUCUGGAUAGACAGUUCCUUGGUCUCGGCCUUGAUGAGAUGACGCCUCUUGAUUGUGUCUCAACUGAGUACAAGGAGUUGGAAACUUACCUUACUCGAUCACACGGCGCAACUCAUAGUGUUAGAUACAACCUACGCAACAUCUUCCGAGUUGAGCGUACCGGAGAAGCAGAACGCUACAAGAAAUCCCCGUAUGCCAAUUUGCCAAACAGCAACCGUCGUCUGCUGUGGCAUGGCUCCCGUACUACCAAUUACGGUGGUAUCCUCAGCCAGGGUCUCCGAAUCGCUCCCCCAGAAGCACCUGUUACCGGAUACAUGUUCGGAAAAGGUGUUUACUUUGCUGAUGUCUCUAGUAAAUCCGCCAACUACUGUUACCACACUCUCAGUAAUAACAUUGGCUUACUUAUGCUUUGCGAUGUCGAGUUGGGUGAUCCCAUGCAUGAGCUGGCGGAUUCCGAUUAUAAUGCUGCUGAAGCUGUCAAGAAGGCUGGAAAACUAGCCACCUUGGGUCUAGGAAGAGCCAUCCCUAGCGGAUGGAAAGAUGCUGGAUGCGUUCAUAAAGAUCUGGCUGGGGUGAUGAUACCAGACUGUUCUAACCCGUUGGGCCAGAAUACUGCAAGCAAUGUGUGGCUUCAGUACAACGAAUAUAUCGUGUACGACGUGGCACAGAUACGGAUCAAGUAUUUGCUUGAAGUUGACAUGCGAUGA
Messenger RNA from Arthroderma uncinatum, 2181 nucleotides. RefSeq names its product WGR domain containing protein. Gene Ontology annotation, molecular function: NAD+ poly-ADP-ribosyltransferase activity. The transcript has 6 exons. The record is from RefSeq and is a predicted model, not a curated record. Lineage: Eukaryota; Fungi; Ascomycota; Eurotiomycetes; Onygenales; Arthrodermataceae. The coding region runs from base 1 to 2181 and encodes 726 amino acids.